Molecule: messenger RNA, 2805 nt
Organism: Lottia gigantea (owl limpet)
Lineage: Eukaryota; Metazoa; Mollusca; Gastropoda; Lottiidae
Exons: 7
Coding region: 1-2805 (934 amino acids)
Cellular component (GO): membrane
Molecular function (GO): glycosyltransferase activity
Source: RefSeq, a predicted model, not a curated record
AUGUUAAGGAAAACCAAAUUCUGUUUUUGUUUCAACGGGCUGUCGCUUCUCAAAAUGGUCUUCAUGAUCGUAGUGUUAUUCAUGACCGUGCCGUUUAUAACUCACUACUAUCUGUCUAACAUUGGCAGUGAUGCCGAACUACCUACAUACCACUCAAGAUCCAAGCUAGAGUACUUAAAUGGAGAAUUAGAUCCAAUGAUACCAUCAAAGUUAGAAAGCACAAUCAGUGAUCUUCAGAGAAUCAAAACAUCGGUAAACAACGAGUUACGGAAUUUAGAAAGUAAGCGACAGAAAUUAAGAACGGAAAUAUCAGGGUAUGAGGCCCACGUUGAGGCGUUAAGAUCUCAGUAUGAAAGUUUGAACAAGGAGAUGAACCAAGUGAAAUUAACUUUAGAGCAGCUCAAACUGGAAAAAGAAGAUGUGAUAUCGCAGUAUAUACCAAACAUAAAAGCACCUCAAAGAAUUUUAACUGAUUUGAACAUAGAUCGAGAAGAAAUUAUUCCCAAAGUGACAAUGACCACUGCCAAAUCGUGUCGAAUGCAUACAUGUUUUGAUUAUUCCAUCUGCUCUCUUGUGUCUGGGUUUCCUGUUUAUGUCUACAAUUCCCAGGAUGUGCUUUCUGAUUCGUUUGAAGUGGAAGAGUUUGUGGCAUCGUCGUUGAUUAAAGCCUUAGGUAAAAAUAGUUACGUCACAGAAGAAUCUUAUUCAGCUUGUGUCUAUCUAUUAGUCGUGGGUGAACUAGAAAAUCAAAAUAUUGACAAAUCAAAUUUUGAAUCAACUUUGCAUAAUUUGCCUCAUUGGAGAGGUGACGGCAGAAACCACAUAUUACUUAAUUUAGCCAGCAGUGUACAUAAUAGAGACUUCUUCGCUGGUCUCAAUACAGGACGUGCAAUAGUUAUCCAGUCACCCUUUGUAGACAGGAUUUACAGGUCUGGAUUUGAUCUUAUAAUUCCUCCAAUGGUUGAAGGCAAAGCUGACGGACCUGUAUGGCAAGAGUUACCUUCCCUUGUCCCAGUGCGCCGAAAACAUUUUAUUUCUUUUUGGGGUCAAACUAUACUCCUUCCGAAAAAUUACGAAGUUAAACAGGGUAAAUUUUUUAACUCAAUGAAUGUGCAUAAAACAAACAAUAUUCAUCGCCACCUCCAAAGUGUAGCAGACGUGCCAACUCUUGUUUCCAUAGAAACGCAGAUAGUAACAGCAUUAAAAGACAUGCAGAGUAAAAUGGGUGAAGAAGUUCACAUUUCUUUAUCUUGUGAUUCACUGAAAUUACAGGGUGUGGCGUCGGAAUGGGCUCUCUGUGGACUUCCUUCUCAACGUGCCCAGUUUCUUAAAGACUCUACAUUUUCAAUUCUCAUUGCUCCAAGCAAUUUUUCCAUUGUGUCAACUACAGUGUUUCAAAUUCGACUCGCUGAAUCUCUUAAAUACGGUGCCGUGCCAAUAAUUCUGGGAAAUCACAUGACAUUGCCAUAUUCAGAAAUCCUAGACUGGGACAAGGCUGUGGUGUUUUUACCCACAGCGCGAGUGACUGAAAUUUUCUUCUUCUUAAGAACAUUUUCCGACAAUGACAUUUUAGCCAUGAGGCAUCAAGGCCGAUUCUUUUGGGAAUCCUAUUUUUCUACCACUGAGAAUAUAUUGGACACAACAUUAGCUGUGAUAAGAACUCGCCUACAAAUUCCACCUAAACCAGUGUUAGACGAACCUUCGCCAAGCGUGUUUAAUGCAUCCUUCGUUCCGCUUAAAUAUAAUGGACUCGACACGGAACCAGAGACAGAUGAGUUUCUGGGACCUAAAGAAGAACGCUUCGCUUCCGAAGAGUUUCGCAGGAACUAUACCAAAUAUUUCUUUCAACAGAGCUUCAACAAACCUGGUGAUCCUAACCAUCUGUAUCCAUUUACACCAUUUGAUCCCAUCCUAUCAUCAGAUGCUAAAUUUUUAGGGUCAGGAUUUGGAUAUCGUCCAAUAGGACAUGGUACAGGUGGCGCCGGUAAAGAAUUCAGUGAAGCGCUAGGGGGAAAUCUUCAACGCGAACAAUUCACUAUUGUGAUGCUAACCUAUGAAAGAGAAGAAGUGUUAAUUAAAGCUGUAUUAAGGUUAAAAGGUCUUCCAUUUCUCAAUCGAGUGGUGGUAGUGUGGAACAAUCAAAUACCACCAUCUGUUGAGUUACGUUGGCCUGAUAUUGGUGUUCCAGUUAAUGUGAUUAAGACUGCUAAAAAUAGUUUGAAUAAUAGAUUUUUACCGUACGAUGUGAUUGAAACAGAGGCUAUACUCAGUAUUGAUGAUGAUGCUCACCUUAGACACGAUGAAAUUGUGUUUGGCUUCAGAGUCUGGAGAGAAGAACGAGAGAGAGUGGUAGGAUUUCCAGGACGGUUCCAUACCUGGGACGUGGAGCAUAAAAGUUGGCUGUAUAAUUCCAAUUAUUCUUGUGAACUCUCUAUGGUACUGACUGGUGCUGCUUACUUUCAUAAAUAUUAUGCCUAUCUGUAUACGUAUAGUAUGCCUCAAGCUAUCAGAGAUAAAGUAGAUGAGUAUACUAACUGUGAAGAUAUUGCUAUGAAUUUCCUAGUCUCUCAUAUCACCAGAAAACCUCCUAUUAAAGUAACUUCUCGCUGGACGUUCCGUUGUCCAGGCUGUCCACAGACUCUUUCCAGUGACGACUCUCAUUUCCAGGAACGCCAUCAAUGUAUCAACUUCUUUGCCAAAGUGUAUGGGUACAUGCCCUUACUGUUUACCCAGUACAGAGUAGACUCUGUUUUAUUUAAAACCAGGCUGCCUCAUGACAAACAGAAAUGCUUCAAAUAUAUUUAA